Molecule: messenger RNA, 1655 nt
Organism: Scutellospora calospora
Lineage: Eukaryota; Fungi; Glomeromycota; Glomeromycetes; Diversisporales; Gigasporaceae
Source: the annotation of a GenBank genome assembly
CAAGAUUUCAGUGUCACUCAUUUUUCACAUCGAUUCGUCGAUCUUAUCGAUUUAAUUCUACUAUGAGUAGUCAAAGACCGUCACUCUGUGAUUUCGAUGCACUUGUAUUAGGUUCGUACAAAGAUGGGUCACUUACGGAUACUGCUGCAAAAGAAAUCCCUGAAGGUUUACAAAGAAACAUUAGAGAUCAAUUACAAUUUUCCGGAUUAAAAGGAAAAUUGGGUGAAGUUAGAAUGUUUUAUGGUCUAGGUGGAGAUGAUGUGAAUAUUCCAAAAAAAAUUGCUGUGGUGGCUUUGGGAAUUAAUAAAAGUUGUGAACAAAGUCAUGAUGUUUCUGAAGCAUUAGAAAUAUCUCGCAAGGCGACAGCCAUUGGAAUUCGUUCUUUACGAGAACUAGGUGUUAAACAUGUUGGAGUUGACGUUAUGGUUCAUGAACAUGGCGCAGCCGAAGGUGCUACUUUGGGUCUUUACAGAUUUGAUAGUCUUAAAUCUGCAAAAAGUCAAAAACCAACUCCCAAAAUUUCACCAAUUGGUUCGACAUCUACGAAUACCGAUGAUAAUUUAACCUGGAAUACUGGUUUAAUUUAUGCUCAAGCACAAAAUCAUGCUCGAAAAUUGGCAGAAAUGCCCGCAAAUCAUAUGACUCCAACUAUCUUCACCGAAACAGUUAAAUCAUUCUUACAGGAUUUACCAAAUGUAAAAAUCUUUGUUCAUGAAAAAGAAUGGGCAAUCCAAAAAAACAUGGGAUCUUUUUUAUCAGUCGCAAGAGGUUCCGAUGAACCAUUGAAAUUUUUAGAAAUUCAUUAUAAUGGUGGAGAAGAUGAUCAAAAACCUUUAGCUUUUGUGGGGAAAGGUAUUACUUUUGAUAGUGGUGGUAUUUCUAUCAAACCAUCAGCUAAAAUGGCAGAGAUGAAAGGAGACAUGGGUGGUGCAGCAGCAGUAUCAUCUGCUAUGUAUGGUAUAGCCAAACUUGGUUUACCAAUAAACGUUAUUGUCUCAGUUCCAUUGUGUGAAAAUAUGCCGUCAGGACAUGCAACUAAACCCGGUGAUGUCUUUAAGGCCAUGAAUGGAAAGUCAAUUGAGGUUGAUAACACGGAUGCUGAAGGACGGCUUAUUUUAGCAGAUGCGCUAUACUAUACAAGCUCCACUUACAAACCACACAGUUUAGUAGAUGUUGCUACAUUAACAGGAGCUAUGGUAAUUGCUCUCGGAGAAUUUUAUUCAGGUGUUUUUACCAAUUCAAAUAGACUUUGGGAACAAUUAUUAGAAGCGGGAAAAAUUGCAAAUGAUCCUUUUUGGCGUAUGCCACUUGAUAGUAAAUAUUGUGAAGUUCUUAAGAAGUCAAUUGUGGCAGAUCUCGUAAAUGUUGGUCAAAGGGGUAUGGGAGGUUCUUGUGUAGCUGCUAUUUUCUUGAAAGAAUUUGUGGACGGAUUAACUGAUGACACUAAUGUUAAUGAAGAGGAAAAUAAUAUUGAAAAACUGAUUGAUGCGGAUGCAGAUAUGGAUAAAAAGAUUCGGUAUGCUCAUAUUGAUAUCGCAGGUUCAAUGAUUACAUCUCGGGAUUCGGGAUAUCAUGUUAAGGGCAUGACAGGACGCCCGACUCGUUCUUUGGUAGAAUUGGCUAGGUUAAUUGCUAAAAAUCCAGAUUUUUGCUAA